AUGCAAGGCCAACAUGUUUUAAUAACUGGUGCUGCAGGAGGUAUUGGUUUUGCUCUUGCACGUUUAUUUCUUGAACAAGGUGCUAAUGUUUCUCUACAUUAUAAUCGUACAGUUAAUACUCUAACUCCAUUACUUGAGAAAUAUACUGACCAAUGUUAUGCUCUAUCAGUAAAUGCAGCUGAUGAACAAGCUGUACAACAAGGUAUUGAACAAAGUUGUUCUCAUUUUGGUCUUAUUAAUGUUUGUAUUGUCAAUCAUGCUGUUUAUGUUGAUGACGAUCUUCCAAUUUGGGAAAUGUCACUUGAACAAUGGCAACGUACACUUGAUGUUAAUUUAACAGCAUAUUUUCUCUAUGCACGUGAAUGGUGUCGACAAUUAAAACGUCUAAAACCUACAACUGAUAUCGAGAAUGUCAAUGCAAGUUUAAUUUUCAUUGGUUCAACAGCAGGUGAAUUUGGUGAAGCAAAUCAUAUUGAUUAUGCUACAAGUAAAGGUGCACUUCAUUCUGGUUUUAUCAAAUCUUUAAAAAAUGAAAUUGUUAAUAUAAUUCCACAUGCAAGAUGUAAUAUAGUUGCACCUGGAUGGACACGAACACCAAUGGCUGAAACUUCAAUUGAACAAGGCAAACAUUUAAAAGCUUUACGAACAACAUCAUUACGAAAAGUAGCUACAGUCGAAGAUGUUGCACAAGCUUGUUUAUUUUUUUCUUCAAAUAAAACAGCUGGACAUUUAACAGGAAAUGUUUUAAUGUUACAUGGUGGUAUGGAAGGACGUGUUUUAUGGCAAGAAAAUCUUGAUUAA
This is a messenger RNA of Adineta steineri, 801 nucleotides long. The record is from the annotation of a GenBank genome assembly. NCBI's taxonomy places the organism in Eukaryota, Metazoa, Rotifera, Eurotatoria, Adinetida, Adinetidae.